AUGACUGCCCAAAACCAGGCAGAUGCUUUCUGUCUUGAGUGCCAUUGGGAGGAUUUCCAUAUCGAUGGCAAGAAUCCUACGGAGUCCUCGGGUCCUCCCCGGCCUCAAUGGCCAUGCUCGGACCAUGACCAUCACAAUGCGCUAGGGUGUGAGGUCGACGAGGCCUGUUGCGAUGUGGACGAUUGCCAGGUAGAUCAUUGCGCGCUAGACUGUGGGUCAAUAUGCGACGGCUUCGUGGAGUGCGACGCUUCGAGCGUCUGUUCCGUGCCUCACUGCGAUGACACCCACUGUGGUGAGCAGAACUGUGAAAGCACAGACCCUCUCUGCUUUGAGGAUCACUGCUGUGAUGCCACUGCUGACCCAGAUUGCGGCUUCGACUCCAUGUUUGGUCUCAAUCCUCCUUUCCCCCUGGAUACUUCGACGUUGUUGCCCUCUACCACCAUGAGCAACCACGUUAGCGAACCGGGCAAACUCCCAGAGCAUGCUAUCCCUGGGCCUCUUGACCCAUGCUACCACCAUGACUUCCUACACUCCUAUCAGGCCCAUGCCAACCACUGUGAUGAGAAUGUCUCUAAUCACUUUGAAUGCCAUGACUUCCAAAAGGAUCUGCAGGGGCUGUUUCCAAACCAGCAGUACCAAAACCAGACAGACGUGAACCCAGCAGAGGUCUUCCAUAUGAUGGGGAUGUGUUCGGACUACUCUAUCUGCGAAAAUCCUCAGGCCCUGGAGCAGCAGCCUUCAGCUGAUCUCCAGAAGACCAAACAUGAUCUUCCAAUGAACCCCUUACAUUGCGUGCACCCCAAACAUCAUCAUGUCCAUGGCAACUUCAAAAACCCCAACGACUUGAGUCUUCAUAUCCCUCGAGGGCCGCACCGCAAUCAUCAUCGAUGCCGAGGCCAUCAUCACAUCCAUUCACAUCCCUAUUCUCUUUACUCUCGGCAAUCACGAUCUAGCUCCUGGAGAGACUCCACCCCCGCUGGACGGAGGUGUGUCCUCGGUCUUGACGACCCCGACUUCUCGGCUGAAGACAGUGGCUUGCACAUUUGCAAGUGGUUAAAUUCAAUACACGGGGUGAAAGCUGCCUGUGGCGCAACCUUUGCAGAUGCCGGCGCUUUGCAAGAUCAUUUGGUCGCAAGCCAUAUGAAUACAAUUGAUGGAGCCAAAGGCAAUGGGUACUACUGCUGCUGGGGAGGGUGCCAUCGGCCGGAUGAGCCAUUUUCGCAGAAGUCAAAACUCCAAGGCCACUUCCUUACCCACAGUAACUACAAGAACUUCCGGUGCUCCGUGUGUGGCAAGUCAUUUGCUCGCCAGGCAACUCUGGAUCGCCAUGAGCGUAGUCAUCGCGGUGACAAGCCCUAUAAGUGCAAGAUAUGCGGGAAGACAUUCACAGAUAGUAGUGAACUGAAAACGCACUCGAGAACCCAUUCUGGUGAAAAGCCCUUCAAGUGCACCUAUCCUGGAUGCAAUUUCCAGACUGGAGAUUCAUCCAAUAUGUCAAGCCACCGGCUGACCCAUGGCGAACGCAAACAUAAAUGCCCUUACCCUGGUUGCACGAAGAGUUUUACUCGCCCUGAUCAAUUGAAACGCCAUCAACGAACAACACACAAGGAAGCCUCUUCCACCCUUCUAUCUCCCAGUCCCGACCACUUCACGCUCCACCCCUUUGCAGUGGUCUGA
Molecule: messenger RNA, 1677 nt
Organism: Penicillium maclennaniae
Lineage: Eukaryota; Fungi; Ascomycota; Eurotiomycetes; Eurotiales; Aspergillaceae
Product: C2H2-type zinc finger protein
Exons: 6
Coding region: 1-1677 (558 amino acids)
Biological process (GO): central nervous system development; regulation of transcription by RNA polymerase II
Cellular component (GO): nucleus
Molecular function (GO): RNA polymerase II cis-regulatory region sequence-specific DNA binding; DNA-binding transcription factor activity, RNA polymerase II-specific
Source: RefSeq, a predicted model, not a curated record